Messenger RNA from Ipomoea nil (Japanese morning glory), 732 nucleotides. RefSeq lists its product as uncharacterized. The record is from RefSeq and is a predicted model, not a curated record. The transcript has a single exon. Bases 1 to 732 code for a protein of 243 amino acids. Lineage: Eukaryota; Viridiplantae; Streptophyta; Magnoliopsida; Solanales; Convolvulaceae.
AUGGCUGCUACCAACACCCCUAUCAUAACUCACCUUCACACCCCAACCCAUUUACCAAUUAAACUUACAUCCUCGAACUUUCCCAUUUGGAAGAAACAGGUCGAGUCUACUCUUAUAGGUCUCGACCUCCUAGGCUACAUCACAGGCUCUACUACAGCUCCGACAAAGUACUCUGAUACAGCUCGCACUGAAAUUAAUCCCGCCUACACAGCUUGGUUCAGGCAGGAUCAAAUCAUUCUCAGUGCCAUUCUCGGCAGUCUUUCCAAUGUCUUGCAACCGGUUAUCUCGUCGGUUGCUUCUGCAAGUGAUGCGUGGACACGUCUGUCCACUAGCUGUGCCGCUACGUCGAAGGGACGUGUGGUGUCGCUAAAAGCAAAACUUGCCAAAAAUCUUAGGGCCAACCGGUCUAUUGACUCGUACAUGAGGGAAAUGCGAGCCAUUGCCGACGAUUUGGCUCUUGCUCAAAGUCCGGUGAGCGAAGAAGACCUCGUGGUUCAUAUAUUCACGCAACUUGGCGAUGAAUACAACCCCAUUGUGUCGGCUCUUCGCGUGCGAACCGAGACUAUCUCAUUUAGUGAGUUGCACGAUGUGCUCACUGAUUUUGAGGGGUUAAUGAAAGAUAAUGAAGCUGCCUCGCACAUCCAUAUGCUGGUUGCGAAUGCCACACAACGCCGGUAUAAUGGUUCAGCUGACUUCCAAUCUCAAACUUACAAUCGACGUGGCAGAGGGUGA